This is a messenger RNA of Lottia gigantea (owl limpet), 405 nucleotides long. RefSeq lists its product as hypothetical. Lineage: Eukaryota; Metazoa; Mollusca; Gastropoda; Lottiidae. The transcript is spliced from 3 exons. The coding region runs from base 1 to 405 and encodes 134 amino acids. The record is from RefSeq and is a predicted model, not a curated record.
AUGUUGGGAGGUGACCUCUAUGAUCAAGAUGAUGCUGACGAGUUUGCUUCAGAUUUUAUGACGAUGUUACUUACAGUAUCUUCAAAUCCUAACACAACUAUACAACAACUUCAAGUAAAAUUCAAACCCAAUAUCGCAGGUUUGUUUAAGGAGAAGAGCUAUAUUGGUUUUAUCGAUGUAGAUGUUUCUGUAGAUAGAAAUGCAAAGAAUAUUCAGAUAGGAAAAAUAUCAAUCAACUUUAAAGAUGUUAAAAGCGUUCAUACCGAAAAAGGUAAAGGCAGAAAAACGUUAGUAAUACAAUCAGCAUCAAAAACCUAUCGAAUUACUUACCAAACUGAUGAUAAAACUGUUUUACCACUGGUGAAUUACAUUCUACGAGUUAAUGGUGGUCGAAAAGAUUAUUAA